This is a messenger RNA of Nerophis ophidion (straightnose pipefish), 5272 nucleotides long. RefSeq names its product zinc finger protein 892-like. Gene Ontology annotation, molecular function: protein dimerization activity. The record is from RefSeq and is a predicted model, not a curated record. The transcript has 21 exons. Bases 788 to 4429 code for a protein of 1213 amino acids. Lineage: Eukaryota; Metazoa; Chordata; Actinopteri; Syngnathiformes; Syngnathidae.
CAGGGUCUCCUCCCCAACCCGGAGAUGGCAUUCCACCCUUUUCCGGGCGAGAACCAUGGACUCGGACUUGGAGGUGCUGAUUCUCAUUCCGGUCGCUUCACACUUGGCUGCGAACCGAUCCAGUGAGAGCUGAAGAUCCCGGUCAGAUGAAGCCAUCAGGACCACAUCAUCUGCAAAAAGCAGAGACCUAAUCCUGCGGUCACCAAACCGGAACCCCUCAACGCCUUGACUGCGCCUAGAAAUUCUGUCCAUAAAAGUUAUGAACAGAAUCGGUGACAAAGGACAGCCUUGGCUUUUAGUUUACUAAAUUGCAAUUUUAAAUUUCCCGGGACUUUUUUCUUGAAAACGUCGCGUAAUGAUGACGUGUACGUGUGACGUCACGGCGCUGUUAUGAAAUGAGCGCUGCGUACACACACAGCUAAAAGUCAACUGCUUUAACGGCAUAAUUACACAGUAUUUUGGACAUCUGUGUUGCUGAAUCUUUUGCAAUUUGUUCAAUUAAUAUUGGAGAAGUCAAAGUAGAAAGACGGAGUUGGGAAGCUUUAGCCUUUAGCCACACAAACACACGGUGAUUCCUUGUUUAAAAUUCACGGCCGUGAAACUUUACUAUGGAUCACAGCGGACAUGGAUCCUGACUGAAUUUCAACCAGCAGGUUUCGUUGCCGUCGACUUCCCCGAGACACUGCGCUUCAACACCCGGCCGUGGACGUACAUUUCCGACUAUCAGAAUUCCACAGUAUUCUGGACGUCUGUGUUGGUGAAUCUUCUGCAAUUUGUUCAAUGAACAAUGGAGACAGCAAAGAAGAAAGCUGUAGGUGGGAAGCGGUGUAUUGCGGCUGGCUGCAGCAAUACAAACACAGCCGGUGUUUCAUUGUUUUCAUUCCCGAAAGAUUACAGUCAAGCUUUACUAUGGAACAGAGAGGUCAAGCGAACACGGUUGGAUUGGACCACACACACAAAGUACAGUGUAUUAUGCAGCGAUCAUUUCGAAAGAUCGUGUUUCGAAGAGGGUCCCUUGCUCAGGGCAGAAAUGGGCAUCGCCACCCUCCGUCCACUGGUGCUGAAGAAAGGUGCGGGGCCAACUAUUUUCAACAUACCACGGCCAGGCAUCAGUGGCAGUGUCACUGUCAGUGCUCCCAGUGCCAGUACUUCGACAAGUUCAGACCACCACACCCCCUCCACAAGUGGACAGACCGUGCACAUGAGGUCUGCAUUUAACAAAAGGAGAAGGAAGGUGACAAUAGAUCAGAUCAUGGCCAGUACGACUACGGCAUCAGUGGUGGAUGAACCAAUGGCAAUGGCACUAGAUUUGCCUGAUGAGGAGGGCGAUCAAGAUCAGGGAAGUAAACAAGGAUGCCAGAGGGACUGGGUACCGAUUGGGACAGCACCAACGCCAAUGACUAGUAGCAGGAGCACCCGAACAGGGAAAAGACAUCAUAGAUCAAAGGGACAGCAGGUGACCUCAGAGAUCCUCGAGAGGGUUAGAGCUCGGCCAGCCAGGGUUAGUGAAGUCCCAUCAUCAAGUGUAGCGGCUCCAUCUGACAGCCCCGAGAUGCAGCCCAACAUAGCAACUCCAGACAUCCAUCAGCUGAUUGGACAUCAAGAAAGAUGUCUCCCUCCUCUGCAGGGGGGCGGCUUCACUGUGGAGCACGGCUAUCCACAGCCACCCCGUGUAAAAGAAGAAGAGGAUCCACAGCCCCUUGAUAUUAAAGAGGAAAAGGAGGAUACACAGAAUCCCCAAGACAUACAUCAGCUGAUUGGACACCAAGAAGGAUGUCUCCCUCCUCUGCAGGGGGGCGACUUCACUGUGGAGCACGGAUAUCCACAACAACCCCGUGUAAAAGAAGAGGAGGAUCCACAGCCCCUUGAUAUUAAAGAGGAAAAUGAGGAUACACAGCAUCCCCAAGACGUCCAGCAGCCCCCCCACAUUAAAGAGGAAGAGGAGGAGUUCUGGAUCACUCAGGAGGAAGAUUGUCUUCUCGGGCAGGAGGAGGCUGAUCUCACCAAGUUUCCACUGACUGUUGUCUUGGUGAAGACUGAAGACCAUGAAGAGAAACCACCUGAGUGCUCACAGCUUCAUCACAGUCCAAAUGUCUGUGAAGAAGGUCUUCUCCCUGAGCAGCAGGAGUGGACCUCCAGGAUGAAUCAGGAGGAGCCACAGCCCCCACACAUCAAAGAGGAAGAGGUGGAGCCUCAAGACCCAUACAUCAAAGAGGAAGAGGUGGAGCUUCAAGACCCACACAUUAAAGACGAAGAGGAGGAACACAGCAUCAGUCGAGAGGAAAAGCACAUUGAAGAACUGGAGAAAGUUGUCUCCAAGAAGCCAUUGACUGGUGUCACUGUGAAGAGUGAAGAGGAGUUCAAAGAGAGGACCACGACAAGACAUAGAGCGACUGGGUUCGAUCCAGAAUGGCUAAAGAUGCCACAAUUGAAGUCAUGGCUGUAUAACACCCAGCACGGGAUGUUUUGUCGAUUGUGCCGACAGCACAAGCCUGCUGCCAGAAAAGAGGGAAAGAGGGCCUUCGUUGAGUUUGGAGGAGGGGUCUACAGAAAAGACUACAUCGAGAGGCACAUCACCACAGAACACCACCAGGAGAGUGUUAGAUGCCAAGCAUCUUUUGCAUCUGGCAUGUCACUGGUGAAUGCCUUUGAGCCCCCAGUUGUUGUGGAGCAUGAGGCAGUCAUAGGUGGCUUCAAGUGCCUUUACUGGCUGAUAAAAAAUGGACUGGCCCACCACACUAAUUACCCCAAGCUUUUGAGCCUGGCUGAGCUUCUGGGGUGCGAUUAUUUUAGGAAAUUGAAGCUUGACCAGCGCAAUAACUACAGAUCUCAUCGCAUUAUCGAUGAAAUGCUGGAGAUCUUGGGAGAGGUUAUUGAGGAACCAGUCCUCUCUGAAAUCCAAUCUUCGAAGGCAAUUACCCUGGAGGUUGAUGAAAGUACAAGCGUCUCCACAACCAAGCAGUUCGACGUGCAUGUCCGAUACCUGGAUAAAGAGGGGCGUGUUUUCAACCAGUUCCUGGACCUGGUUGAACUUGCUGAUGGCAAAGCACACACUAUUGUGGCAGCCAUAAAGACUGCAAUCUGUAAGAAAGGCCUGCCAACAGAGAGACUUUAUGGAUUGGGGACUGAUGGAGCAGCUGUUAUGACAGGGCGUGUGAAUGGUGUUGUGAAGCAACUUACUGACAGCUAUCCAAAGAUGUUGGGUGUGGCUUGUGCUGCCCAUGGAUUAGCCCUUGCCUGCAAGGACUCAUCCAUCCAUGUUAAGUACAUGGCCACCUUCAGAGAUCACCUGCAAGAUCUGUACUUAUUAUUCCGCAACAGUGCAAAUCGCACUGCAACACUCAAGGCAGCAUCCAUCACCCUUGGUGUUAGUGACUUAAAAAUUAAGGAAGUAAAAGACACAUGUUGGCUGUCUGAGCACAAGGCAAUUGAGAACUUGCAGAGAAACCUGCCAGCAGUCCUGGCAGCCCUGGCAGAGGAGGCAGAGAUGCGUAGAUGUCCGGUGGCAAAGGGUCUCUACACUUUUUGUGCCACCUACAGAUUUGUGGCUGCUGUUUACCUGCAAGCUGAUGUUUUGCCCCACCUUGCAAGUCUCUCCAGAGUAUUUCAGAAAGUAGACGUCAACUUCCUGCAUAUAAAGGAGAUGGUCCCUGUCACCAUUAGUACUCUGAGGAACAUCAGAGAAGCUGGACAGACUCCACUCCCGGGAUCAUUUCUGUCUCGCCUCCACAAGGACCUGGAUAAUUCCCAAGGUCUUGGGGCCUUUAACAUAGAGCAUGAGGAGGAGAGGGACAGGAGAGGACGGAGGCAAGGAGAUGGCCAGGAAGCCACAAGGGAGGGGCAGUGGGCCAGAUUCCAGCAAGAGGUCAUCCACCCUUACCUAAGUGGCCUGGAAAAAAACCUUCACCUGCGGUUCCAUGACCUGGACAUACUUGGGGCUUUCAGUGUCUUUGGACCUAAAUCGGCUGCUCUGCAAGAUGACUCUGCUAACAUCGACAAUCUGAGGAUUCUUGCCAGAAAAUUCUGCCCUGAGCAACAGAAUGAGGUCCUGCAGGAGUGGACUUCAUUUAAGAACCAUGUCCUUACUGGGGCAUUCAAGGACAAGAACCAGGCUGACAUCCUUACUCUGCUGGCAAGUGAGUUCGACGAAUGGGAUAAUGUCUACCCUUGCCUCAGCCUCCUCGCAGGUAUUGCCUUGGUGAUCCCUGUUUCAAGUGUUAAUUGUGAACGGGAUUUUUCUACUCUGAAUAGGGUGAAAACAGACCUGAGGAAUCAUCUGCAAGGAGAACACCUGGCGGCCUGCCUGAGAAUCUCCAUCAACGGACCUGACCCCAAGGACUUUCCUUACGAUAAGGCCUUACACUAUAUUUUUCGGAAGCCCCGAGAAUUUAAUUGCCCUAACAAAGGGUGCAAAGUCUGCAGGCAGUAGGAAACACAUGAUUAAGUGUAGGGAGUAAAACUGAUGGCAGUCCAAAGUUAAAGAUUUUUGGAGUGGGCUUCAAGAGACAUUUUAGCUUUUAUAUUUUAUAAGAUUAUAUAUUUUUGUAAGAACCACAAUUAAUAAAUAUAUUUCAGUGAAUAACUAAUUGUUCAGAUCUGUAUAUAAAUAUGUACAUAAAGUGUUGUAAUUAUAUUCCAACUCCGCGUUCUUCUUGGUCAUCGCUGAGCAAUAAUUUAGGAAUGAAAUAAUGUAAAGCAGAAUAAAUACACACUAUUCUGACUGUUAACCAAGAGGCGGAACAUCACUGUUCUAUUUCAAAUCAUAAUUCAAAAGGACAAGAAGUCCAAAUAGGAAUUAGUGAAAAUCAAAACAGACCUUGUUUCAUUUGUGUUCAACAAACUUGGUGUAAUGUUCAUUUUGAUUUUGUGAUCUAUGAAGGGUACGAAAGGAAAUUAAUUACUUAAGCUUUUGUACCAUAUUGGUAUGUUUCAUAAGUCAUGUAUGAGAAGCAGCACUCGGGAGCACUUUCUUUACAGCAUGGGUGUCAAACUGAGGUCACACUGAGGGUGGCCGUAUAAACAAACUGUGAGCUGUGUGUAAAGUGUGAACUCACACCCAAAAAGAAUGACAAACACAUUUUGGGAGAACAUCCGCACCGUAACAAAACAUAAACACAACAGAACAAAUACCCAGAACCCCUUGCAGCACUAACUCUUCCAGGACACUACAAUAUACACCCCUCUGCAAUCACCAAGAAAAUAUGUCUUGGGCACAUCAUGUUAGAUCAGUGUGUUGCAAACUGAGCAAUUAAAGUCUGAAUAGUUGAUUUAA